Hippopotamus amphibius kiboko is the source of this 3072-nucleotide messenger RNA. Its product is annotated as proline-rich protein 36-like. Bases 173 to 2455 code for a protein of 760 amino acids. The transcript is spliced from 2 exons. Lineage: Eukaryota; Metazoa; Chordata; Mammalia; Artiodactyla; Hippopotamidae. The record is from RefSeq and is a predicted model, not a curated record.
UUUUCCUGCGGGCAGGUGAGCGGCGGCCUCGCUUUCGCGACCUCUCGCCCCGCCUCCUGCUUGGCUCGCCCCCGAGGCGUUGCCAUGGGGACCCAGCGGCCACAGCCGGCCUGUGGCGCCGCCGCCUGCCUGGUCGCUUCUGCGGACCAGGCGGCGGCGACGGCGGGAGCUCAUGGAGCUUUCGAUUAACAGCGUGGACAAGACCAGGAAGCGGUCGGGCCUGGGCCGUUGCAAGCAUUUCUUUUGGCUGGGCGUCGCCUUCGACACGGUGGGCGCGACCAUGCUGUUCACCGGGGUCUUCGCCGAUCUGCUCUUCUACGACCUGUUGCUCUACCUGGGUUCCAUCAUCAUCUUCCUCAGCCUCCUCUGGUGGGUUUUCUGGUACAGCGGUAACAUCGAACUCUCUUCUGAAGAGCCCUUGAGCAGGCCGUACCACCUGCCCUCCGCCACCACGCUGGAAGUCCUGAGCCAGACCAUCAGCAACCGCUUCUCUUUCUCCAUGGGCAGCGUUUCCAGCACUUUUAUGCGGAUGCGGCGGCGGCGGCACCGCAGGAGGUUCCUGCAAGGGAGUGCUCUGGAUAUGACCGUCACGGGCCAGGUCGAGAACCAGCUAGACCAGGACAAAGACGGGAUGGAAGGUGCCAAGGAGAGCGGCGACGCUCAGGGCUUUGGCAGCGAGGAUCUCCCCAAACCCGAAGCUGUCAAAAGUUUAGAGGGAGUUUACCCCCUGGGCCCUGAUGCCGGUCCCCUAGGCCCAGAGGCUAGUCUCCCAAGGUUUGUUAAGGGACCGUCGACCCAUCUGGUGCUGCCGUUCACUCCAUCUCCUCUGGACCAGCCUCUAACUCCAGCCAUCCUGGCUUCUAAGAGCCUGCCCAUAGUCCCCAUGGCCUCUGCUAGCCAGCCUCCACCAAUUCUGACUUCUAAGAGCCAGCCUGUAGUUUCCUUGGCCUCUACGAGCCAGCCCCCUGCAGUUUCUCUUGCCUCUGUGAGCCAGCCUGCUGUCCCGUUGGCCUUUACUAGCCAGCCUCUACCUAUUCUGACUUCUAAGAGCCAGCCUAUAGCUUUCUUGGCCUCUACUAGCCAGCCUCUACCUAUUCUGACUUCUAAGAGCCAGCCUGUAGCUUCCUUGGCCUCUACUAGCCAGCCUCCACCUAUUCGGAUUUCUGAGAGCCAGCCUGUAGCUUCCUUGGCCUCUACUAGCCAGCCUCCACCUAUUCUGGCUUCUAAGAGCCAGCCUAUAGUUUCCUUGGCCUCUAUGGGCCAGCCCCCUGCAGUUUCUCUUGCCUCUGUGAGCCAGCCUGCUGUCCCGUUGGCCUCUACUAGCCAGCCUCUACCUAUUCUGACUUCUGAGAGCCAGCCUGUAGCUUCCUCGGCCUCUACUAGCCAGCCUCUACCUAUUCUGACUUCUAAGAGCCAGCCUGUAGCUUCCUUGGCCUCUACUAGCCAGCCUCUACCUAUUCGGAUUUCUGAGAGCCAGCCUGUAGCUUCCUUGGCCGCUACUAGCCAGCCUCCACCUAUUCUGGCUUCUAAGAGCCAGCCUAUAGUUUCCUUGGCCUCUAUGAGCCAGCCCCCUGCAGUUUCUCUUGCCUCUGUGAGCCAGCCUGCUGCCCCUUUGGCCUCUACUAGCCAGCCUCUACCUCUUCGGACUUCUAAGAGCCAGCCUGCUGCCCCCUUGGCCUCCAUGAGCCAGCCCCCUGCAGUCACUCUUGCUUCUACGGGCCAGUCUGCUGUCCCUUUGACUUCUACUACUCAGCCUUCAGUCCUCUUUGCCUCUAAGAGCCUGCCUGCUGUCUGUUUGUCCUCUACCAGUCAGCCUCUGACCAUCCUUACCUCUCAGAGCCACCCCCUGGUACCUGUGGCCUCUCAGAGCCACCCCCUGGUACCUGUGGCCUCUCAGAGCCACUUCCUGGUAUCUGUGGCCUCUGACAGCCACCCCCUGGUGCCUGUGGCCUCUCAGAGCCACCUCUUCAUGACUGUGGCCUCUCAGAGCCACCUCCUGGUGCCUUUGGCUUCACAAAGCCAGCUCCAGAAUCUUUCUCAGGCCUGUCAAACUCAGCCACCACUUCUUGAGGCUUCGCAGUCCCAGGGUCUGGCCACCCAGGUCUCUCUACUCCAGCUUCUGCCCACCCAGUCUUUUCCAACCCAACCUGUGGACCUUCAGGUGGUCCAGGCUAUCCAGGAUUUUCAGGCCAUGUAUCACACCCAGCAGGCCUCCCAGAGCAGCUCUUUGGUUCAGAGGAUUGGACCAAGUCAGUCUCCAUCUGCCCAGGAGUUUUACAAAGAGCCAGUUGCUUUUGAGAGCCCACCACCAGUGGGCCAGGAUCUAAGUCAGAACCCCCCUGACAUCGCAUCCCUGCUCCCUGAGUCCCCAGCUCCAGCUGCUCAAGCCCAGCAGUCAGUGCCCCCUGGAAGGGCACCCACCCCUGUCCCGCAGAGGAGGAGUCACUCUCUCUAGCACAGAACCAGGCCCCAGCCUUCCGAGUGGCCCUCAGGCCUCUGCCAAAACUUGCCAAUGUUCCUACAGAUUUAAGUGCCAAGUUUAUAAAAGCACAAAUACUUACCUUAAUCUCGUUUUGGAAACCUCCGUCUGGAGUCCUGACCUAUCUCAGACCAGCGGACUUAACCAGACUGCCUCUGCCAAGUAUACACUUCAGUGUUGGGGAGAAUUUUCCAGUCUCAGAUAAUAAAGAUAUUUAUUACCAGAAUCUUAAGCCAUAAUAAACUAUGUUAUACCAAAUGAACUUUGCUUUAAAAUAAGUUGGUCUUUAAAAUAGACUUCUCUUGUGAAAGCAUUCCAGCAUUAUAAGUGGAAAAUAAUGUCUCACAUAUUCUGGGUGAAGAUGUAAGUACAAAUCCCACAGAAAUGGACAUUGAAAAAUGUAGCUCCUUGUAUUUAAGGAUACUUUGUGACCUCAUUAAGCUAUCAGAAAGGUUAAUACAAUGUAUUAUAACAUGUUAUAGUUUAUAUUUAUGUGUUCAUUUAAGUAACAUGAGAUUCCCUUUUCCUCAAGGAUUUAAAACCUGCUGAUUUGAUUGCAUACGUUAAUGAUAAUCAAAUAAAAUUCAUUUGGG